AUGCCGUCGCUCCCCGCGGGCCGUCUUUCCAAGCUGUGGGGAUCCAGCAAGAAUAACGCAAGUGACCCGGCAUCGGCAGAAGCAGCUGCGACUGCUUCGACGAGCCACGCCGACGAAGAUGCACCUAGCUCCCCAGAGACGUCGCCACCAGCGACGCUGCAGCAGACGGGCUCGAAUGUGAAAGAUAGGAGCCUGGCGAACGAUAUCGAGACGAGAAGGCAAACGAACGAGAAGCUGUACGUCGCUGCAGAGGCCUACCAGAGCCACAUGAGCAAGAAGAAGACGCUACCCUUCGAGCUCUCGCAUGCCGAGCUGCUGGAGAUGUCCAUGACCCUCGACGAGGCAUUCAAGACGCACGAUGACCUCCUGGACGGCGCUUCGUCCCACGUACGCGAUGCCGCCGCGGCGCUGGCCACGUCCAAGGCCAGCAUCAAGGACAAGGCAUUUCCCAUUGGCGCACUGGGCAUCGCCAUGGCCAGCUGCGCCGCCGUUUAUCUGAAGCCCGAUCGCAAGGGCAAUACGACCAACCAUGUCAUUCUUGGACGUAACGAGGAGUACGCAUCUCACCUCGUCCACCUCUCUGCGGUCCAUCUAGCCUUGGCACAGAUCCAGGAGCAAUUUGCGACAAAGCUCAGCGACUCGCUUCUGGCCAACUUGGCACGGAGUCAGGCCUCGAUCGAUGCGCUCAAAACCGCUGAGAAGGGUCUGGAGAAUGCAAAGGAGAAGAUGGAGAUGGCAGAAAAGAGGCUGGGAAAGGCAAAGGGCGACAAGGAACGCAGAGAGAGGCAAGAAGAGGCCCGCCAGACGAGGGCAGCCUAUGAGCAGUCUGGCCCAGACUGUGGUGUCAACAUCUUAGGGGCCUAUGUCGGCCUUCAGAUGGAGUACCUCGACGCCCAGCGGGAGAUCCUCACCGGCGCUCAGAAGGCUCUGUACGGCGAUGCUCCAAGGAGCAACACGGAGGGGGUUCAAACUGGGCAAGGCAAGAGGGAACGCGCCCAGUCCUCGCCUCGGAUCAAGAAGGUGCCCAUUGCCGCCGCUGCUGCAACCCCGACGCCUGUGGACAAUGCCCAGAAGAGACCUCUGCUGCCUCACACCCGCUCUGCAUCCAACAUCGUCGCUCGUGGCUCAUCUUUCCUCACGCGUGAAGACAGCAAAGGAGGACCAAUGAGCAGCAAGACGUCCUUGUCACCCAAGACAAAAAAGGAAGACGUUUUGAUAGGAGCAGAAAGGGAAGACGAAAAACGAUGGGAGCAGUAG
Acaromyces ingoldii is the source of this 1257-nucleotide messenger RNA. RefSeq lists its product as hypothetical. NCBI's taxonomy places the organism in Eukaryota, Fungi, Basidiomycota, Exobasidiomycetes, Exobasidiales, Cryptobasidiaceae. The coding region runs from base 1 to 1257 and encodes 418 amino acids. The transcript is spliced from 6 exons. The record is from RefSeq and is a predicted model, not a curated record.